Sitophilus oryzae (rice weevil) is the source of this 1031-nucleotide messenger RNA. Its product is annotated as multiple coagulation factor deficiency protein 2 homolog. The record is from RefSeq and is a predicted model, not a curated record. Bases 144 to 914 code for a protein of 256 amino acids. Lineage: Eukaryota; Metazoa; Arthropoda; Insecta; Coleoptera; Curculionidae. Gene Ontology annotation, molecular function: calcium ion binding. The transcript has 6 exons.
GAUGACGUUUUGAUUUUUAGGAAAGCGAAAAGCGAAAAUGACGUGUCUCUCUCAUCAGUCUCAUCUGAGCUUAGCUAACCUUAUUAAUUUUUAAAAGCAAUCAAACGAUGCAGAUUUGAUUAUUAUAACUUAAAUAGUUCAAAAUGAAUUCGUUUUUAUUACUGCUGUCUAUCUUUAGUUUUGUAUUAAUCGUUCGUUGCCAAAGAGCUCCGCCGGGUGUAAAUCCUCAACAUUAUCAACAUCAACAGUAUCAAGCUCCUCAACAAUAUCAACAAGUACCACAACAACAAUACCAAGUGCCUCAGCAGCAGUUUCAGCAGGUACCACAGAGAGCACCACCUCAGCAGGUACCACAACAACAGACUGUACCUCAACAACAGCACAUACCACAACAACAGAACAUACCACAACAACAGCACAUACCACAACAGCAAGUACCUCAACAACAGCAGCAGGUACCUCAAAAGCAAGCGCCUCAGCAACCUGUUCAACAUCAACAAGUUCCACAAGCUGCCCAUGAUCAUGCUCACCAUGGACAACAACAUUUACUAAAUGCUCAAAAUAUUGCCCAAGAAAAGGAUCAUAUUGCUGAACAUUUAAAUGUACCACUUGAUACAAGCAAAAUGUCCGAACAAGAAAUUCAGUUUCAUUAUUUUAAGAUGCAUGAUUCAGAUAACAAUAAUAAAUUGGAUGGUUGUGAAUUAAUUAAAUCAUUAAUUCACUGGCAUGAAGAGGGCAGCAAAGAGAAACAGGGACAAAUUGAAGAGAAAAUCUUCAAGGAUGAGGAAUUGGUGAAUUUAAUUGAUCCAAUUUUAAAUGUUGAUGAUGGAAACAGGGACGGAUAUAUUGACUAUCCUGAAUUUAUAAAGGCACAACAAAAAGCCGCCGGCCAACCACAGCAAAAUGCGCACUGACAGCGCCAUUAAAGACAUUUAGUACCUACUUCCACUCAUUACAAAUGAUUAGAAAUAUUUUAGUUUUUUUUCUUAGCCUAAAAGAUACAUUUUUGCGUUCUUGUAAAAGUUUGGUAA